UUUUUUUCUGUCUGAGUAUGUACACCAGAUAGAAGGCACGUAAUGCAAGGUGAGGCAAGGCGAUCGGCAGCAUCAACCAGAACCGUUCGAUCAUCAGCUGUCUUCAGCUUCAGAGUCCACCAUGGCUCCUGAUGAGUUUCCUGGCGGGACAGUGGUGGCCUGUGUGAUCCUGGGCCUGUCGUUCCUGGUGGGGGUCCCGGGGAACCUGCUGGUGAUCUGGACCAUCCUGAGGCACGUCCAGCAGCGCUCCCACACCGUGGUGCUCAUCCUCCACCUGGCUGCUGCAGACCUGCUGGUGCUCAUCACCCUGCCCCUGUGGAUCUACUCCCUGGCCCGCUCCUGGGUGUUCGGGGAGGCAUCCUGUAAGGCCAUGGUGUACGUCAUCAACACCUGCAUGUACAGCAGCGUCUUCUUCAUCACCCUCAUGAGCGUCGAGCGCUUUGUAGCUGUGCGACACCCCUUUGCCUCAGCCGGCUGGAGGAGAAAGAAGGCCUUGAAUAAAGUUAUUCUUGUUCUGUGGGCUGCUGCGUUCCUAUUCAGCACCCCGGUCUUUCCCACCCAGGUGGUGGAGGGGGACCCUGGGGAGGAGCAUUGCCUGUACAGGGACUACACCUCAGACGGCCAGGAGGCAGUGUGUGUUCUACUGGAGACGCUGGUGGGCUUUGCUGUCCCCUUUUGCAUUCUUGUGGUCUGCUACAGCUGUCUCUACAGCCGCAUCGCACAGAUUACCUUUAAGUCCAAGCGUAAGUCCAUGGGGUUGAUUGCAAGCAUGGUAGUGGUGUUCGCAUUAUGCUGGACCCCUCACCACAUCGGCAACGUGCUCUCCCUCGUCAUCCUCACCAUCAAAGGGUCCCACCGAGAGACCGCAGCGCGUAUAGAGAGCGUCAGAACCACCAUGACUUUCAUUGCUGGAGCGCUCGUGUUCAUCAGUAGUUCGGUCAACCCUUUGCUCUAUGUGUUUGUGGCGCGUACGUUCCGGAGUUCCCUGAGGGAGACAGGCAUUCAGAAAUUGUUCUGGCACAUCUCAAGCACAGCUCCCGGAGAGGGGACUAAAGAACUGUUCUUUGUGACCAAGAGACCAAGCAUCUCUCAGACACAGAGCCACAGCUCCCAGUGUGUCACAGAGCCUAAGGAACAAAUGGAUGUACUUGUAAAUAUAUGUGAAAAUGUUUCUUCCUGAGAUUGAAAAUGAUGUUUAUCACAUGUUUUUGAUAAAGAUGUUUGUGUGUAAAUUACAAAGUUUGAUUUGUCACAUUGUUUCUAUAUGUUAAUUAACUUAAAAUGUAGAAUAGCAAUUGUUAGUAAUGUCUAUGUCAAACAUGAUGCAUAUAAAAACAUUAAAAUAGGUUCUGUAUAUCAUUUUACCUGUAGUGAAUUUGAAUUAACAUUUGAAAUACUUUUUAACAUUUACACAUUUUUCUAUGUAGGCCCCACUGUGUUAGACACAUUUUUCUAUGUAGGCCCCACUGUGUUAUACCACAACUGAAAAAUGUGUCUAAUGCUCAUUUCAUGCUCAAAUGUUUUUAUAUUCCAUGUGCCACAGAAGAAAGAGCUUCAAAGAAAAAAAGAACAUAGUGUCACUGUAUACGUUUGUCUGAAGCUAUAUGAAAUGAGUAUAAUGACUGAGUGUACUGUAUGUAUUCAGCUGCUUAUCUUGAGGCCUUGCCUCAAUACAUUUAUUUUAGACCCUCCUGACCUGGAUAGAAUAUAUUUCACCCACAGCUUUAGCCUUCAUGAUAACGGCAACCACAGAUAUCAGCCUCUUCCUGUCAUACUGAGCUUUCCAACUGUCUUCAUACUGAUAAUUUCAUUGUUAUAGUUGAAGUCAAUGAACAUGUGUAUGUACCCCAUGCCAUAUUUAUUUAUAUAUUUUAUUUAACCUUUAUUUAACUAGGUAAGUCAGUUAAGAACAAAUUCUUAUUUAUAAUGACUGCCUACCCCGGCUGAACCCGGACAACGCUGGACCAAUUGUGCGCCGCCCUAUGGGACUCCCAAUCAUGGCCGGAUGUGAUACAGCCUGGAUUCAAACCAGGGACUGUAGUGACACCUCUUGCACUGGGAUGCAGUGCCUUAGACCGCUGCACCACUCGGAAGUCCUUUAUGCAUUUAUUAAAUAAAAUAAUACUUAUUUAAAAAAAUAUCGCUUAAAAAAAUGUGUUGAAAGUGUUUCAAAGACCAUUUUUAACUGGGAUGGUUCAAGCCCUGAUUGCUGAUUGGCUGACAGCCAUGGUAUAUCAGAUCGUGUACCAUGGGUAUGACAAAACAUCUAUUUUUACUGCUCUAAUUACGUUGGUAACCAGUUUAUAAUAACAAUACGGCACCUCGGGGUUUGUGAUAUAUGGCCAAUAUACCACGGUUUAGGGCUGUGUCCAGGCACUCCACAAAGCGCCGUGCUUAAGAACAGCCCUUAGCCGAGGUAUAUUCACCAUAUACCACACCUCAUUGUACCUUAUUGCUUAAUUAUAAGUUUUACAAAAAUGUUUUUUUUCAGUCAGAAAGUAUAAAUUCUCUAGUUCUGUUGUUCCAGGUCUACACGAAACAUCUGUUCUGCGACAGCACGAGUCAUGCUUUCAACUUCCCUCUCAUCUACGGAGAUUGCAACAUGAAAACCUGCCUUGUGUCCCCUUUGACCAUUGACAAAAUGAGGAAUUGUGUACUACUCUUUGGCACAGUCAUAUUGGAGAGAAAACUACAUUGUUUUUGUUGGGCUAGGGGGUUUCCUAUGUCAGCUAAAUCUAGUUAAACAUUUUAUUCAAAUAGAUACAUUUUAUUUUCAUCAAUAUCAUACUAUUGAUUGUAAAUGAUGAUCCAUCAGUCCUUAUAGUCCAAUAGGAGGCAGUGUACCUAUUUUCCAAUGACUGUGGAAUUCUGACACAUUCACAGGUCAUUGUUCUCUCUCUCCAUUUAAUAGCACAGUUUCUAUAUAACUUUUAAAUCAACUGAAAAUAAACCCGCCUAAAAGAUG
This is a messenger RNA of Oncorhynchus masou masou (cherry salmon), 2965 nucleotides long. RefSeq lists its product as uncharacterized. Gene Ontology annotation, cellular component: external side of plasma membrane; membrane. The record is from RefSeq and is a predicted model, not a curated record. Gene Ontology annotation, biological process: immune response; G protein-coupled receptor signaling pathway; positive regulation of cytosolic calcium ion concentration. The coding region runs from base 122 to 1180 and encodes 352 amino acids. NCBI's taxonomy places the organism in Eukaryota, Metazoa, Chordata, Actinopteri, Salmoniformes, Salmonidae. The transcript has a single exon. Gene Ontology annotation, molecular function: C-C chemokine binding; C-C chemokine receptor activity.